UUUUUUUUUUUUUUUUGUUUCAACGAUGAAUGUCAGCAUUGUUAAAACAAAACGGAAAACCAGUUGUCUACCUUGUAGGUCGAAGAAAGUCAAAUGUGAUGGUGAAUUACCUUGUCAACGAUGUGUCAAUAAAAAUACUGGUGAUCAGUGUAGCUAUGCUCAACAACGACCUCUUGGCAGACGUCCCAAAAAUGCAGUGAUCAACAAACUUGUUCUCGAUAGAAAAAGACAACAAACAUCAUAUGAAUUUUGCAAAGACUUUAUCAUUGAAAACUUGGCAUAUACAAUCCCAAGUGGUACCAAGUUCCUCCAUAAUGACAAGACGAAGAACUUACAUUAUUUCCUUGACUCUUACUUCACUGAUACUUUUGCAGCAGCCGUAACUCAAUUAGCCAUGAUUCGUUUGAGCAAUGCUCCUUCUGUUAUGCCUGAAGUCAAAAUGUACGAUCUCCUGGAAACACAUACUUGGACAGCAAUAGAGCUCACUAACAUAUUCAACAGUAGUAUCAGCACCAUACCUCAGGAGGGAGCAUAUGAAUAUAAUUCGAUCGCAUCAGGUGUAUUUCAAGAUCUGGCAUUCAAGUUCUUUGCCGAACUUCCAGUGGACCCUUAUUCGAUCAAUCCUCUUACUACGCUUUCAACGCAACAGGCGAUACGACUCAUUGAAUGUUUCUUCAGUAUUCACCCCUUCUCGCAACUUCUCAACAAGACGUUAUUACUCCAAGGCUUUUGGACUGACUCAGUGGACCCUUUACUUUUAUGUGCAGUUUAUGGAACAGCAAUCUACUUUUCAAGGAUGUUGGAAGGUAGACCCGUAGGACUCUGGGAAGCCGUGAAUCGUAAUGAAAGAAAUCCUUAUUUGGACUAUGCUUACUUUCUAUUGCAAAAAUCGUCGACAGAAGCUACUGUGGUCAAAUAUCAGGCUGUCAUCUUGCUCGGCAUGUUCGAAACAUCUUAUGGAUUUCCAAAACGGGGUAUGUCUUUACUUGGCUUGGCUUAUAUGAUGGGAUCAAAGCUUGGAAUUACAGAUGGUUCUCUUCUCUCAACAGAAAUCAGUGAUGUAGAAGCGGAAUUAUUGACAAAUACUUAUUGGACCAACUUCAACAAUAUUAUUCGUGGAUGCGUUGACGUCGGUCAUGCUGCUCAUUUUACAAAGGGCGCAAAAAAUCCACCACCAUUACCACCAGUCAAUAUUGAAAAAUCUUUGUCUUAUCAACUUGAACUUUCCAGCGGUGAUCAACGACUUUAUCGAUCUUAUCAUUAUUUAGUGGAAACCUUCUAUAUCGUUUGUGUGAUCAGUACCUAUGUCAACAAGCUCUUAAUUCAAUUUCCAGAGGUGAAAUACAAUGCUACUACUACCCAUGAAUCCAAAUCAAAACCACCGGUGGGCCAUCCAACAGUUGAUGACCUUGUACCAAGGCUGAUGAAGGUUUUGCAAGAAUUUGACGAAUUUAUACAGGCAACUCGGCAUACUUGGACUGCACAACAAGCAUAUACAAUUGAAUCAAUGUGGAUGCUAUUUGAUAUUCAUAUUCUCUUUAUCAAGGAUUAUGCACCAGCUCCAGAAGGUACAGGCUACGGCAAUUCGAUAUUCGAUAUCUUCCGGGACACAGUGCUCUCAAGCAAUGAUGCAAAAACCAUGGCUCGCGUACAAAUGGGGGUUCCGAAAGUAUACAAGAUGUUGGACCUAAUGCAGGCUUUUCUAUCUGAAAAAUCGAACUACAAGAAUCAAGUAUCACUGCUACCAAGAGCACUUCUUCUCUCUGUGUUGGAAACUGCUACAACUGUAUUAUGCUUGAAACAUUACAAUGAUCGACAAGACGAUAUAACUUGGGAUUAUUUGAAACAAAUAUCAACAUUGACUCGAGGUAGUAUAUGGGCCGAUUGGACAACGAUUAAAUCUGUACGAGAAAAAGUGGAUUAUUACUUGGAUCAAUUCAAUCAUAUGGACAAUGAACGACAAUUCAAGAUGGAUGAAUCUACUAGUGGACCACUGGACUCUUCUGUACUUAGCAACAUUAUCUCUAGUCCAUCAUCAUCAUCAUCAUCAAGGAAUUCCACAGUGGAUGAUGAUCUAGCUCUGGCGGCAUUUUUUGAUCCUUGUGCCGAGUGGCUGACACCUUUGGUUGGUACUCUACCGGCUAAUCUGGUACUUUGGGAUAUGCCUGGUGACAACUCAAUACAGAAUAAUAGCAGCAACAUCACCAGUACAAACGACAUUAUCAACAAUUUUAUUUCCUCUCCAGCAACAAGCACUAACUUGACAUCAUCAUCAUCAUCAUCUACUACUGUUUCAACUUUACCAAUAGACAAUAUACCUGACAACAUCAUGUCGUCACCUUUGCAAUCUCUUCAUAUGAACAUCAACACAACUAGUAAUUAUGGUAAUGCACCUUUGGGUAAUCAAUCUAUUUCUUCAUUCAACCUUUUCAAUACUGGUCAAGUUCCACAGCCUGCAGUAACAUCACCACAACCACACUCCUUUUUUAACAAUCUAUCUUCACCACUUCCACCGCAACCAUCACCACCACAACAACAACAGCAACAACAUCAACGGCAAGAAUCUUUGUACCAUACCGAUAUUCAGCAGGUUUUAUUUGAUGAUCCUUCAUUCAAAUAGUUUUAGAAAUGUAGUAUAGUUUUUUAGUUUAAUUUAUUAUCCUUUUCUUGUAUUUAUUUUCUUUAUUUCUUUACAUCACUUUGUGUUCUGCAGACAAUUAUCUGUUUUGAAACAUUGUACCAAAAUAAAACUCUCUAUCAUUUAA
This is a messenger RNA of Halteromyces radiatus, 2765 nucleotides long. RefSeq lists its product as uncharacterized. The record is from RefSeq and is a predicted model, not a curated record. Bases 26 to 2620 code for a protein of 864 amino acids. Gene Ontology annotation, molecular function: DNA-binding transcription factor activity, RNA polymerase II-specific; zinc ion binding. Gene Ontology annotation, biological process: regulation of DNA-templated transcription. The transcript is spliced from 2 exons. Gene Ontology annotation, cellular component: nucleus. Lineage: Eukaryota; Fungi; Mucoromycota; Mucoromycetes; Mucorales; Cunninghamellaceae.